This is a messenger RNA of Hydractinia symbiolongicarpus, 1198 nucleotides long. Its product is annotated as growth hormone-inducible transmembrane protein-like. The coding region runs from base 124 to 1122 and encodes 332 amino acids. The transcript is spliced from 7 exons. NCBI's taxonomy places the organism in Eukaryota, Metazoa, Cnidaria, Hydrozoa, Anthoathecata, Hydractiniidae. Gene Ontology annotation, cellular component: mitochondrial inner membrane. The record is from RefSeq and is a predicted model, not a curated record.
UUUUGCCGACUCGACAGUUUUUGCUAAACAUCAACAAACAGGCAUGUGGAGUGGAUGAUGAAAAUUGUUAUCUAAGUACUUUAACGCUCUACAGCUUCAUUGAAUUCUUAUUUUAAAAUAAAGAUGCUUUCCGGAAAGUUUUUGCUGCAGCAUGGAAAGUUGGGACUGAGACAGUUUUCAACCCUCAAACUGACACAGCAAAAAGGAUUGAAAAACUCGAUGACAAAAGCGUUUCAAAUUCCCCAAAGAAAUGCACGAACCCACGCACGAGCUAACGUUAAAUCCUGGGAAACUGCAAAAGCACCUAGUAGGCUUGGAGCUGAAAACAUUGGCAGAGCUGUUUUAGGUGGUGCUUGUGCUGCAGGUGUUGGAGCUUUGUGUUUCUAUGGAUUGGGUUUAUCAAAUGAUGUUGGAGCUAUUGAUAAAGCAAGGUUUUGGCCUGACGAGAUGCGUCAGCGUGUCAAAUCAACCUAUUUGUACUUUACUGGAAGCCUUGGCAUUACUGCUGUGUCAGCAUUUUAUUUAAGCAGAAGCAAGGCUGUCUUUCGCAUGAUGAAUGCUAACCGGUGGCUUGUGUUUGGUGGUAGUCUCGCUGCUAUGAUUGGCAGCUCUAUCGCUUGUCAAUCAAUUGAAUAUCAGCCUGGAUUCAAUGCUAAGCAUCUUGCAUGGACAGCACACAGUGGAAUUGUCGGCGUUGUUAUUGCACCGUUGAUGUUAGUGGGUGGCCCGCUAGUGUUGAGAGCAGCUGCGUACACCGCUGGAACGGUGGCUGCACUGUCCUUGACAGCAGCUUGUGCACCUGAUGAGAAAUUUUUGACAUGGGGUGGGCCUCUAUCUCUCGCUCUGGGUGGUAUUUGCGUGGCUUCCAUUGGCGGGAUGUUCCUCCCUGCCACAUCUGCUGUUGCACCGGCUAUCAGUUCACUUGUGACGUAUGGUGGACUGGUUGUAUUCGGUGGCUUUAUGUUAUACGACACACAAAAGAUUAUAAAACAUGCUGAGCUGACGACUUAUAGUGGGAAAAGUUAUGAUCCUAUCAAUGCUUCAAUCGGAAUAUACAUGGACACAAUCAACAUCUUCAUCCGAAUACUAAUGAUCAUGGCUGGUAACAACAGACGAAAAUAAAAACAGACUCAAUUUUGAUUUGCUGUCUUUUCUUUGUACAAAUGCAUGUGAAAUAUUGUUUAAAUUUGUAAACCAA